GAGAGAGAGAGAGAGAGAGAGAGAGAGAGAGAUAUUUCCUGUAUUUCACCAAUUGUACCAUCUUGUGUUUUUUCUUUCUCGCUUGUUCAUAAAGUUUGAAAAGCUGAUCCAGCGUUGGAAUAAUGCAAGCUAUUAAAUGUGUGGUGGUAGGCGAUGGAGCCGUGGGGAAAACCUGCCUUCUCAUCAGCUACACCACCAAUGCCUUCCCCGGAGAAUACAUCCCCACUGUGUUUGACAACUAUUCUGCCAACGUCAUGGUGGACAGCAAACCAGUGAACCUGGGACUGUGGGAUACAGCGGGACAGGAGGACUACGACAGACUGAGGCCCCUGUCCUACCCACAGACGGAUGUGUUCCUCAUCUGUUUCUCUCUGGUGAGCCCAGCCUCAUAUGAGAACGUCAGGGCCAAGUGGUACCCGGAGGUACGGCACCACUGCCCGUCCACUCCCAUCAUCCUGGUCGGGACCAAGCUGGAUCUGAGGGAUGAGAAGGAGACCAUCGAGAAACUGAAGGAGAAGAAACUUGCGCCAAUCACUUACCCACAAGGCCUGGCGCUGGCCAAGGAAAUAGACUCUGUGAAGUACCUGGAGUGCUCCGCCCUGACGCAGAGGGGGCUGAAGACGGUGUUCGACGAGGCCAUCCGGGCCGUGCUCUGCCCCCAGCCCACCAAGGUGAAGAAGCGAGGCUGCCAGCUACUCUGAAGGCGUUCGUUGCUUACCUAAGCCACUAAUGGCCUGUGGCCAUGGAAAAAACCGACGGGGGGACUACAAGGACCAGAGGUUCACUCAUGCUUUUUAUAUUAUAGCCUUUCUUUUGUCCUAAUUAUUUUAAUAACUCCACCUCAAUUCAAUUAAAACCACUGUAAAAAAAUAGUCUUACAAAUAUUUAAAAACCUAAAAAAAAAUGAUGGUGUUGUCCUGUAUACUGGUAUCUGCUUGAACACAUUUCAGCAUAUUACAUUAUAUUUGCCAGGGAAUUUGCACAUUUGCUUGUGAAAAUUAUAUAAAAUCCGAGUGGUUAAUAUAAAAAAAUAUAUAUACUUUCUUCUUCAUAAAUGGGGUUCAGCAUUUUAUUUUAUAUUUUUAACAGUUGUGUGUAAUAAAAGACAAAAUUCUGUCAACAUAUUGGUCAACAGGUCAACAGGUAUUGUCAACAGAAAUGCAAUGAUCCUGUUUGGUUUUGGCAACAUGACCAUAUUCUGAAAUGAACAUUUUUUUAAUUAUUGAACUUUCAAAGGUUUCUAAAUAAAACUGUUGCUUUGUUUUCAGUUC
Molecule: messenger RNA, 1271 nt
Organism: Anguilla anguilla (European eel)
Lineage: Eukaryota; Metazoa; Chordata; Actinopteri; Anguilliformes; Anguillidae
Gene: rac2
Product: Rac family small GTPase 2
Exons: 7
Coding region: 123-701 (192 amino acids)
Biological process (GO): small GTPase-mediated signal transduction
Molecular function (GO): GTP binding; GTPase activity
Source: RefSeq, a predicted model, not a curated record